Molecule: messenger RNA, 1389 nt
Organism: Alternaria rosae
Lineage: Eukaryota; Fungi; Ascomycota; Dothideomycetes; Pleosporales; Pleosporaceae
Product: yeats family-domain-containing protein
Exons: 3
Coding region: 82-915 (277 amino acids)
Biological process (GO): regulation of transcription by RNA polymerase II; chromatin remodeling
Cellular component (GO): NuA4 histone acetyltransferase complex; Swr1 complex
Molecular function (GO): histone binding
Source: RefSeq, a predicted model, not a curated record
ACGACAUUAUCACUUGCGCAAACCACUUCAUAAAGCACACAAAACCCCGCUUAUUGAACUUGAUCCCACGCGACUUACAAGAUGCCUGCGCCUGCCUCAAAUAAGCGCGUCAAGAACAAGCGCAUCAGCCGAAACCUCAUAAUUGGCUCCGAAGCCUGGCAGCUGCCUCCAGUAGGCCACCCCGACCGCCCCAAGGGCGUACCCGACGACCACACGAAGCGCUGGACCGUAUACGUGCGCGUACCCGACGGCGACCCCGACAUCCGAGCCUGGCUGAACAAAGUAUCGUUCAAAAUAUUUAACACAUACGAGAACCCUUUGCGCAUGGUAGAGAAGCCACCGUUCGAGGUGACCGAAACAGGAUGGGGAGGCUUCAACAUCGACAUAAGACUGCACUUCCAGCCCAUCUCAGGCGAGAAGGCGCAAUACCGGCAACACUUCCUGCAGCUGGAGAAGUACGGCGACGAAAAGAUGCAAGCAGAGCAAGAGCGGACAGGCUGCGUGCGCUCCGAGUUCCUCGAAGUAGUGCAGUUUAAUGAACCCACCGAAGCCCUCUUCGACGCCCUCACAUCCGAAGACCAGUGGAACUACCUCAUACCCGCCGGCAAGGGUGGCUCUAAGAAAGCCUCGCUCGGUGCGAAUGGCAGGCUCAGGCGUGGUCUGCCCAACGGCGAGCGCAGCGCACAGCUACCGGAGAAGGGAGCUGACGAGGUUCCUUUCAGCCAGGAACAAGAGCAGGCGCUGCAGGACUUCUUCAAGCAGAAGAUGGAGGACGUGGAGAGGCAGUUGGACAAGGAGGCGAAGAAGAAGGAAGAGGUAGAGGCUAAGCUCAAGGCAUUACGCGGUGAGCUGGGGCACGAGGCCGCUCAGCAGGCUGCGCAGCAGGCUAGUGGCGAUAGGAGCCGGCGCAGGUGAGGACAAGUGAUGCAAGCUCACUGCGUUGAGACCUUGAGCCGCCGAUACCACGGAUGCUUCACAUGAGUUGGCAUAAAGAAGACUGACAACAUGCAAGAAGGGUUAGGAAACGGCGGCGCUAAAGCACAACGACAUACGGUCGCGAAGCGCAGAGUAGGGACAUGGGUGCCAUCUGCUCGUCGCUUCAAUCGAGCACUGCGCGGCUCCGAACGUAUCCCGAGCCGCCGGACGACGACAAGAAUCUUUUGGGAGUCGUUGAUUAGAUGAUGCCAGGUUAUGAAUCGGACAUAUACGUAUACAGGAGGUAGCUGCUGAGGCCUUGUGCUGGCUUACCACCUGCACCGUACUGUACGUUGAUGCGAGGGGUUCAUAAUACGCCGUGUUUCGGGUAAUACUACACAAAUAAGCCGUUUGCCCCGAACACACGUACUGCCGCAAAAUGGAGUGGUGUAUUCCGUAUCAUUCUGAUCAAUG